Molecule: messenger RNA, 2906 nt
Organism: Serinus canaria (Common canary)
Lineage: Eukaryota; Metazoa; Chordata; Aves; Passeriformes; Fringillidae
Gene: SFXN2
Product: sideroflexin 2
Exons: 10
Coding region: 263-1114 (283 amino acids)
Biological process (GO): serine import into mitochondrion; monoatomic ion transport
Cellular component (GO): mitochondrial inner membrane
Molecular function (GO): monoatomic ion transmembrane transporter activity
Source: RefSeq, a predicted model, not a curated record
GGCUGUGCCAUGCCGGGCCGAGUCUGGGGUGUGCCGAGCCGAGCUGUGCUGUGCCUUACAGAGAAGGGCAAGGAAACUGGUGAAGGGCCUGGAGCUCAAGUCUUAAGAGGAGUGGCUGAGGGAGCUGGGAGCGGUUAACCUGGAGAAAAGGCUCAGGGAGAGCCUUAUCGCUGUCUACAACUACCUUUGUAGCUAGGUGUGCACUCAGUGAGCAAGCAAGGCCGGAUCCUACUGAGUGGCCUUUUCCCCUGACCAGACCAAGAUGGCCACAGUUUCCCUUAGCUUCAACAUCGACUCCCCACGCUGGGACCAGAGCACCUUUGUGGGGCGCCUGAAGCACUUCCUCAACAUCACCGACCCUCGGACAGUGCUGGUGCCUGAGGAGGAGCUGGACCAGGCCAAGGCCCUGGUGGAGAGCUGCAGGGCCGGGCUGGUGCCGCCAGGAAGCAGCCAGGAGCAGCUGCUCUAUGCCAAGAAGCUGUACGACUCGGCCUUCCACCCUGACAGCGGUGAGAAGAUGAACUUCAUUGGCAGGAUGUCCUUCCAGGUGCCGGGGGGCAUGGCCAUCACUGGCUGCAUGCUCCAGUUCUAUCGGACAGUGCCUGCAGUGGUUUUCUGGCAGUGGGUGAACCAGUCCUUCAAUGCCUUUGUCAACUACACCAACCGCAACGCUGCCUCCCCCAUCUCUCUGAGGCAAAUCGGGGUGGCUUAUGUCACGGCCACCAGUGCAGCCCUGGCCACUGCAGUGGGACUCAACUUCUACACCAAGCGAGCCCCCCCUUUGCUGGCCCGCUGGGUCCCCUUUGCAGCUGUGGCUGCUGCCAACUGUGUCAAUAUCCCCAUGAUGCGGCAACAGGAGAUCAUCAACGGGAUCACAGUGACAGAUGAGAACAACAACGAGCUCGGCCGCUCCAGGAGGGCAGCAGUGAAGGGCAUCGCGCAGGUUGUGCUCUCCAGGAUCACCAUGGCAGCACCGGGCAUGAUUAUUUUGCCCGUCAUCAUGGAGCGGCUGGAGAAAUUCACCUUCAUGCAGCCUCCUGUUCAUGGUGCCAGCAGCCUGUGCUCUCUUCCCCCAGCGAUGGUAUUUCUUCCACUGCUUCCCCCUCCUGCAUAGGAUCUCAGGAGCCUUCCUCCUUCCCUAGUUCCUCUCUGCCCAUGCCAGGAGAAGCAGGAUGGGCACCCACCCUUCAACUCAAUGCAGUGCCUGCCUGCACACACUGGUGCCCAGGGCAGUAGGAGAACACAUGCCUCCCCUGCUCUGUGAGCUGUGCUGGGAGCAGCAGGACACCCAGCUCCACGGGCAGCUCUCUGCCUUCCAGCACUGGGAGGGAGGGGUGGUGGGUCUUGCCAUGAGCCUGCAAGAUCCCAGGGACUGCAGAGGCCUCAAAUGGCAAUGGGAAGGGAGGGUGGUUUGACUGGUGGUUGGGGAGGAGGAUCGUGGCUCUCAGUGUGUAUCUCCCGCUCCACAGCUCCCUUGCACUGGCUGACCUUGAGGUGGAGCUGCGUGACAGUAUCAUGGCCAAGCACGGGGACAAAGUGCCAUACGUCUAUUUUAACAAAGGACUGUGAAUGGAGACUACCUCAGGAGCCAUCACACCCCUCUGUCCUCCUGCCACUACCAUUUCCACAUCCCCUGAGCAGGGUCAGAGGCACAGUCCAGCCCAGAUCUGCGCUCCCACCCAGCACCUUCUAUGCAGCCUUCUUCCACUGCAGAAUCAGGAUCUGACUCUGUGUCCAGCUUGCAGCACUUUGGCUUGUCCUGACCCAUGCCCAUCUGCUGCAUGGCAUGGACAUGGGUCCAUGAUGUCUCAGCCUUCCCAUGUCCCUCUUGCCCUGAGGGAUGCCUGCGCUUCCUGUGCCUUCCUUCGGCCCAGCCUGUCUGGGCCUCAGUGGGUUUGGCCCCAUGAGGCAUGAGGCUCUCUCCCUUGGCUCAGAGCACAGUUCUACCUCUAAAAGCAGAUAUCCUGCCAUUGUACCAGCAACCAAACCACAUUCCUGCCUUAAACCACCACAGUAGCCUCUUCCCAAGAGAUGGAUCAUGUCUUGGCAGGUGUGAAGGGACCUGUUCUCUCUGCACCAUGAGAGUGACCAUCCCAAAGUCCAGAGACCAAUGCUUGGACUAUACAUUCCUUGCUCUCAGGUUCUAUUCACUCUGUGUUUGCCACAAGCCAUGAAAGGAAUAGCUAAUUGUUUGUAGCCCUUAAUUUUUUUCAUUCCUCUGAGCACUGUCACCCUUGUCCUACAUCUCUGGUCCCCACAGUGAAACUACAAAACUGCAGCUUUAGAGAACAAUUGUGUCUGUGCCCCCUUUGACAUGGGGAAGAAGAUACACAAAUCAUGGAAUUGUUAGGGUUGGAAGGACCUCUGGAGGGCCUUCUAUUCCAGCUCCCCUGCUGAGGCAGGGUUAUUAAAGCAGGUCACACAGGAAUUUAUCCUGGUGAGUUUUGAGUAUUUCCAGAGAGGGAAACUCCACAACCUGCCUGGGCAGCCUGUUCCAGUGCUUUGCUAUCCUCAAUGUAAAGAAUUUCUUCCUCGUGUUGAGGUGGAACUUCUUGUGGUUUAGUUUAUGGCCAUUGUUCCUUGUCCUGUUGCUGGGCACCACUGAAAAGAGCCUGGCACCAUGCCCUUGACACCUGCCUUUGAGAUAUUUAUAUGCACAGAUGAGAUCCCUCUCAGUCUUCUCUUUUUCCAGAUUGACCAGACCUGACUCUCACCUUCUCUCCUCAUAAGAGAUGGUCCAAAUCCCUCAUCAUCUUUGUGGCUCUCCACUGAACAGUCUAUAAUAGCUUCUCUCUUUCUUGUCACAGAGCUGUCAAGGCAUUCACUCAGGCUCUGAAUUCACUCAGUGCUGCUGCACUGCAGACAGCAGAGAAAGGUUGAAAAAUAAAUGUGAUUUUUAAAAACCA